Talaromyces proteolyticus is the source of this 3387-nucleotide messenger RNA. RefSeq lists its product as uncharacterized. Lineage: Eukaryota; Fungi; Ascomycota; Eurotiomycetes; Eurotiales; Trichocomaceae. The coding region runs from base 1 to 3387 and encodes 1128 amino acids. Gene Ontology annotation, molecular function: serine-type endopeptidase activity. The record is from RefSeq and is a predicted model, not a curated record. Gene Ontology annotation, biological process: proteolysis. The transcript has a single exon.
AUGGUGUCCAAGGCACUAGUCGCCUCAUGCGUAGGUGCAUUGCUGCUUACAAACUCAGACGCCUAUAUUCCUGGAAAACGUGGUCUAUUUCUGUCUGGAUCUUACACUCCUUCUGCGAGCAUUCGUCCGAGUUCGACUGCCAUAUCCACCUCGACUGGUACUACGUCUACACCGCCAAUCCUCUCAAAUGCCUCAUCAUUACCGGCCAUAGCUUCUGGUACAAGUAACGGCCAUGGUACUGGAAGCACUAGGAUUUCAUCUACCCUGAUUGUUCCGGGAACUGGGACAGGUACAGCGACUGGGCCUAACACUGUAGUCCCACUAUCAACCAUUACUCAGUCAACUGGUCAAGGUACAAGUACAGGCACUGGUACUGGAAUCGGAACGGGUACUGGAAGUAGACGCCCAUCAACAACCCCAGGGAUUCCUUCGACAACGCCAUCUGGAACUGGCACUGGAACUACGACAGGAACAGGAACAGGCACAGGGACCAAAACCGCAACUGGUACUGGUACUGGAACUGGCACCGAAACUGGAAGCACUAGACCCUCAUCUACCCCAACAAUUCCAGGAACUGAGAAAGGUACAGGCACUGAUACUGGAAGUAUACGCCCAUCAACAACCGCAUCUGGGACUGGCACUGGCACUACGACAGGGACAGUGACCGAUACCGCAACUGGAACUAGAACCAAUACUAGCACUGGUACUGGUACUGGCCUCGGAAGUAUAUCCCCAUCAACAAUUCCAGGAAUUCCUUCGACUGCGUCAAGUGGAACUGGUACUGGCGGCACAACUAUUGCUCCCCUAUCAACCACCUUUACCAACACUGCCACAACUACUGGUACUGUCAGCACUCCAGCCUACCUUUUAUCGUCAUUUGUGAUCUCAGGGUCGAUAACUGUCCCGCCGCAGACGACUACUGAGUCCGGCACGUUCAGUACCACAACCCUAACCACCAACACAGGCCCUCCCAACUCGUAUUCUGCCACUACAACAACGGGGUCAGACCACCACCACACCAUUCUUCCUAUCUGGUUCAAUGACAAAGGGUUUCCUGUUAUCGUGAACCCCAUUUCUAUAACCGGCCCCCCAGGUAUCAUCCCCCCUCCACCCGGAUUUCCCACGCUGGACAUUGGACCAGACGGAAAUCCAACGCCAGACCCGAAUAAUAGGCCUUCUAACUCAGCAACUGAGACACAGCGAUCUCAAACGACAACAGGAGAUACUUCGACUACUACAACUACCGGGACUACCACAAAUACUGGGUCGACAACAACAACCACCACGACCUCGUCUACUAGUUCAUCAACGAGCACUGUUGUUACCGGGUCGAGUACCAUCUAUCUCAUUAUUCCCACAGACUCAGCAUCAUCAAGUGAUCGCAAUUCUUUUCAGUCCACGUUGGAAGACCAGGUCGGUAAAUCGAACGUACAAGCUUCAGCAAAUGACGCGAUUGGAGUCGGCUUUUGGCGGGCCCCUCUUAACUCGACCCAGGUCAAAAGCUUUUCUAGCAACCCAGUCGUUUAUUAUGUUACUCCGGAUAAGUUGAUUUCACUUGACGACAUAAAUGACCCAGGAUCAGAUAACGAGAGCGCCUCUGAUGUAUCGGUUCGAUCAUUUACCCCUGAUUCACGCGGAUACCUGGCUAAGAAUAAGAAAGAUGUCGAUAAUUUAGAAGACGUUCCAGAAUCUCCGUCUAUCAACAAGCGAGCUUCUCCAAUCCAGCAAAAGAACGUGCCAAAAGAGAUGGUGAUUAUUUCCCAGGCAAAAGACACUAUUCUCGACCUUUUACCGGACGUAUAUCAAUAUGAUCCGGCUGGCGGGAAGGGAAUAACCGUCUACGUGGUGGAUACAGGGGCGACACCAUCACAUCCCGAAUAUACCAAUAUUCCAGGUACCAAGCGCUGGUUGUUCCCUGGGUUCGGGAAAACACCAGACCGCGAUCAAGAUGACAAAUGGGGCCAUGGAACUUGUGUGCUCUCAAAGGCUGUCGGUCCGUCCUAUGGAAUCGCAAAAAAUUCAGAUGUAGUAAUAGUGAAGCUUCAGGCCGACAGGAAAGGUAAAGGAUUCAAUAUUCUCACCUCAACAUUCAUGGAUGCCCUCGUCGAGAUCAGGAGCGAUAUCGAAAAAAGAAAUCUUCAAGGAAAAGCAGUGAUCAAUUUCUCCAUUCGUGUGUCCAUGGAAAGUUCAGAUAGAAGCCUACCUACUAUCAGGAAAGUUCUCAAAGAGAUUAUCGAUAUGGAUGUUCCAGUUGUCAUGGCUUCUGGAAAUAACGCUGAGGAACCUGGGCGUCAAACGGUUGAUUCAUACCCUCAAUUGUUUGCGAAAGAUAUACCCUCCAUAAUCUUGGUUGGCGCUGUCGACAACACUGGGGCUACAGGAGGGUUCUCUCAGGGCGGGGACCUGGUCUCGGUGUGGGCGCCGGGCGUCGGCGUGAAUUGUGCCUUAAAUACUGGGGGUUCGCAGAAGCGUACUGGAACAUCAUAUUCAUCACCCCAAGUCGCUGGAUUGAUUGCUUAUUUCAUGUCUUUACCAGCAAACGGGUUGGGCGCUCCCGGUUCUGGUCAGAUUCCUAUAAAUGCUAAAAAAUUACUGAUCAAUUCUGCGUCUUACCCACGCAAGUCAGGUGGGGAUAGAGUUAUUUGGAAUUUCCAGAAUAUCAAUUGUGACAGUGACAACAAAAAGCGUGAUAGCUCCGGUGGAUCUUGCUCAAUAUCUAUCAGUGGUGUGACUACAACGACAACGCCUGGAUCUACUGGUACACAGACCCCAACUAGCGUUACUACGACUACAUCUGUGUUAUCUACAGGUAGUACCACACCGACGACAACAACUCAGACAAAUACAACAAGUGUACCCCCAACAACGACCCAACCUCCGACAACGAGUGUGCCUCCAACGACCAAAAAGACGACCACCACAAGUUCAUUGUCGAGCUCGCUAACCUGUGCUUCAUCAAGUGACCCCUCAGUUCCCACCGGUAUUCCUCAGCCAACACUUCAGAAGAACCUCACCGACUUCUGUAGUGAUAUCGAUGUAUCAUACUCGGCUAUCGUGCAAUGUGACAAUGCUGACCACGGAAGCGGCUAUAUGCUUGCGGAUAGCAGCCUCUGCUUUCCCGCACUAUACUCAUUUUCAGGGCUAUAUUAUACGUCUGCUGCGGCUGUCUGGUUCAACGUCUCGCUUACAGAGGGUAACGCCUUUAUUAUAAACAGCACUGCCUGCAACACCGCUAUGAAUCAAGUACUAAAUGGUUGCCCUCCGUUCUCAGCACCAUCGCUCGAUACGCUACUCAAAUUUGGCGGCUCCGUGGAAUUGAAUAACGGCACGGGUGGUGCGGCUAACUUUGCGAUUGAAGUUAGGCCUCAUGAUUACCGGUUCGAUUAG